Eremomyces bilateralis CBS 781.70 is the source of this 942-nucleotide messenger RNA. RefSeq lists its product as uncharacterized. The record is from RefSeq and is a predicted model, not a curated record. NCBI's taxonomy places the organism in Eukaryota, Fungi, Ascomycota, Dothideomycetes, Eremomycetales, Eremomycetaceae. The transcript has a single exon. Bases 1 to 942 code for a protein of 313 amino acids.
AUGGCACCCAGGAAUCCCAGCUCUUCAGACAGGAUCGACGAUUCCUUGUCCGACCACCAGCUCCGCCAGCGUCGACAAAACCGAAGGCUUGACAUUUAUCCAAGCUCUUUACCGCAUGAGGCUUACUUGCGGAACCGCGAGCUAGACGAUUCUGAAUCACUCAUCGUACAUUUUGAUGAGAAUGAUCUAGCCGGGAUCGACAGACCACCCGAUCACGAACGGGAAGGCCCGCUCCUAGUGAGAACCCCCACCAGUUCGAGCACAGAUCCGUCCGCACCGUCGCAAACGGACUCGUCGAACAUGUCUGCAGUGCUGUCUGCUUCCGAUCAAGAUACCGCUCCGACUACAGACAUUUGGGGGUCGGCUUCAGCUAUUUCAGAGCCGGCUUCAGACGCUGAAGUCCUUUCAAUCUGCCCAUUUUGGUUCCUGGGCUGCUUGCGGUGCCAAUUUGACAACCUCUUGCAGUGCUUCUUGCAUUCACUAGUGCACUUCCGCGAGCCAGGGACAUUAAAUCCCAGUCCGGACACCAGACACGUCUAUAUGGAAAACAUCGAGUGUAAUCCACACACCAUGCACCUCGUCCAACCCCCCAACCGAGUAUCCUGCCCUUUUCGAGACUGCAACUGGACAGAAAGCAGGAUUUAUGGCGAUGAGUCGAACAACCUCUCGGUCGAAGACGACUGGGCUCAUUGGCGAGCCAGAUUGGAGCACAUCGAAGCUCACUUGAGGAAUGGGAACAACCUGCAGCUGAAUGGCAAACCCGAGUAUGAUCUCGCUCACUUCCUCCACAACAACAACUUGAUCACUCGCGUCAAGUUCCGCGACUUAUACGAGGACUGGAACAUGACUCGAUCCCCCUCGAUGCAGUCUAAUGUUCGAGUCCACGGUGGUGAGGCGGAAAAGAGACUCCGCCGCAGAGGGAGGGAAACCGUGCCGCAAUAA